AUGAGAAAAACUCAUUUUCAAUCUGUUAAAAUUUUUUGGAUUAUUACUAUACCCAGUUGCUUGCAGAUUGAAUCCGAAUCGCUAGCGGUGGCUAUAGCCGAAGAAUGGUCAUCUCAAGAGGAGUUCCUUCACAUGGGCCAUAUGAGACUAACCGGACUGGCGUUCACCGCCCAGGAUAAUCCACUUCAUAUGACUAAAGAAUCAUUAACGGCCAAAGUUAUGGAGUAUCUCUAUGGUGAUACAGUACUUUUCUGGAACAAUGAGAGCGAGAAACUUGAAAAAUAUCAAAAGAAGCACUGGCAACCAGUAAUCGACCAUGCCAAUAAAGGCCUUGGCACAUCAUUUCAACCGUGUAUGAACCUAUUCGUGGAAAAAUGGCUGAUGUCAUAUAAUUUUUGGGCCUUGACGGGUAUGCAGUAUGCUGUGGAAUCGGUGAAGAGCGUUUUGAUACCGUAUUCGGUGGUGACAUUUAAUCUAAGCGCUACGGAAGCAGUUCACCAUACAUUAAUAGAGCAGAAAGCACAAGCGGAGACGUGGGGAUCGGUCGAGUGGGCUCACGGAAUUGAAGAAGAGGAGCUCACGUCACGUUUGGCUGCUGGAGCGCUUUUUGUCUAUAUGAAUAGCAAUUGGAUGACGAAAUUGAGAUUGUAA
This is a messenger RNA of Haemonchus placei, 651 nucleotides long. The record is from the annotation of a GenBank genome assembly. Lineage: Eukaryota; Metazoa; Nematoda; Chromadorea; Rhabditida; Trichostrongylidae.